AUGACAGAUUCUGACGAUGACGUUCCCACUCUUCCACCCGACACGCUUGAGAUCUUACGACGUUUUCAAGAGGAACAACAGAAAAUCGCCGACGGCAUGGAAGUUGUAGCAGAAGACUGGCAGCUGAGCCAGUUCUGGUAUUCCCCUGACACCGCUCGACAGUUAUGCCGUGAGCUAGUUUAUGCUGUUGGGGGGAAAGGACGAAUUGCCUGCAUAUCGUGCCCUACACUUGUCCAGUAUUUUCCGGAAGUUGAGCAGUACGAUAACAACAUGAUUACCGUGACCUUGUUUGAGUAUGAUACACGUUUUGCGAAAAAGUUCCCUUCUGAAUAUAUCUCUUACGACUAUCGACAUCCACUUGCGAUCCCUGAAGAGCUGAAAGGAAGCUAUGACGUUGUCAUUGCUGAUCCGCCAUUUCUUGCCGAUGAAUGCCUGUUGAAAACUGCUCAAACCGUCCGACUCCUAGCAAAAUCAGAUGCAAGAAUCCUUCUCUGCACCGGAACCAUCAUGGAAGAAAGGGUAAGAGAUAUCCUUAAUGCAAAGAGUGUAUGGCUAAUGGGGGAGGGGGUUCUGUAG
Molecule: messenger RNA, 576 nt
Organism: Cooperia oncophora
Lineage: Eukaryota; Metazoa; Nematoda; Chromadorea; Rhabditida; Trichostrongylidae
Source: the annotation of a GenBank genome assembly